This is a messenger RNA of Perkinsus marinus ATCC 50983, 1030 nucleotides long. RefSeq lists its product as hypothetical. The transcript is spliced from 11 exons. Gene Ontology annotation, biological process: autophagosome assembly; autophagy of mitochondrion; nucleophagy. The record is from RefSeq and is a predicted model, not a curated record. Gene Ontology annotation, cellular component: cytoplasmic ubiquitin ligase complex; cytosol. NCBI's taxonomy places the organism in Eukaryota, Perkinsozoa, Perkinsida, Perkinsidae. The coding region runs from base 17 to 955 and encodes 312 amino acids. Gene Ontology annotation, molecular function: Atg8-family ligase activity.
AGGAAAGAUACAGAUCAUGUCCAGUUCUGCACCAUCAGUCGAGGAGAUCGGCCAUCGCUUGGGUGAUGCCUACCGUGGUUUCGUCAGCAGGUUUUCCAAAGUCCCCACUGAAUCCAAAUUCGCAGUGAAGGGGACUCUAACCCCUGAGGAGUUCGUAGCAGCUGGUGAUGCUCUGGUGACGAAGUUCCCGACUUGGCAGUGGGCUCCAGCAGGGAAGGUAGCCUACGAACAAUCCCAUCUACCUAAGGAAAAGCAAUACUUGAUCACGAAAGGAGUACCGUGUUUUGCGAGGGUGAAGGAUCUCGAGAACAGCGUUAAGGAUGUCGCUGUGACGACUACCGAGGAUGAGGAUGGAUGGUUGCAGACAGGAGAAUCGCAUCCAGUUUACGCUGUUGGACGGGGCAACGCCUCUAGGGAAGAGGUCACUGACAUCACAGAUAGCGCUCAACAAGCGAAGACUGAGUCAUCAAAGGCCCCGACGAUGGUCGUGGUAGAGGACUAUGAUGAUGAGGAGGCCCAUGCCGCGAUCUCUGCACUAGACAGUUUGAUAGCCCCUCAAGGUGCCACACCAGUUGUGGUGCCUCCCCCUGAUGAGGACCUCAGGAGGAGCUAUGAUUUGAGCAUUACUUGGGAUAAGUAUUACCAAACUCCUCGGCUGUGGCUGUCUGCUUUUGAUCGAUUCGGCCAACCAUUGGCACCAGAGAAGAUCUUUGAGGACGUUUUGACGGAGUAUAGGAGUAAAACUGUGACAGUGGACCCCCACCCCUGCACUGGCAUACCAUGUGCGUCCAUACACCCUUGUCGGCACGCAGAGAUGAUGCUUAGAGUGAUUCGGAACUGGCAAGAGGCCGGGGAAAAGGUUCAGUCAGAGCUGGCUCUAUUAGUCUUUCUAAAGUUCAUCUCUGGAGUGGUUCCCACUAUUAAUUAUGACUUUACAGCUGACGUCACGAUGUAGGAUUUGUGUUCGCAUGAUGAUACUCGCUGUUUUACAUUGGGCAUUUUUAUCGAUAAUCAGAGGAUUAGAAACUCA